AUGGGUUUUCCCUGCGAUGUCUGGUUCCCGUGGUCGGCACGCCUGUUUCUAUCGCUCAUCGACUCCGUGUCGACUGGGAUUCUCGCCUCUGCCGGAUACUUUGCCGAGCCUGCCAUGUACCGGUUUGGCCUCCUGUUCAAGGUACUGCGAAGCUAUGAAUUGUGUCCGCAGGCGGGACAUCAAGGGGAGCCAAGCACUCUUCGCUCCGUCAUCACCCAAGGCACGCCUGCGGCGGCGGACCCAACCAAGAUCUCGUACGCACCGAGGCACGCCCUCGACGUGCGAGUUUCUGCCGCAUCCACCGUUGCCACUGCUCUUUUCUUUCUUCACAGCUACGGCUGGGUUCACGAGAAUCUCCGAACUAGCAACAUUCUGAUGCUCGCCGAAAAUCAGACCUCUACGACCCGCGCGGGCUCAUCUGCGAUGACUUCCCCUCUCGGACGACCUUUUCUCGUAGGCUUCGACGGCGCCAGGUCUAGCGACGGCAUCUACUCCAUGGGUUGCUAG
This is a messenger RNA of Lasiosphaeria miniovina, 507 nucleotides long. RefSeq lists its product as uncharacterized. Lineage: Eukaryota; Fungi; Ascomycota; Sordariomycetes; Sordariales; Lasiosphaeriaceae. The record is from RefSeq and is a predicted model, not a curated record. The transcript has a single exon. The coding region runs from base 1 to 507 and encodes 168 amino acids.